This is a messenger RNA of Pectinophora gossypiella (pink bollworm), 4076 nucleotides long. RefSeq names its product anion exchange protein 2 (gene Ae2). NCBI's taxonomy places the organism in Eukaryota, Metazoa, Arthropoda, Insecta, Lepidoptera, Gelechiidae. The record is from RefSeq and is a predicted model, not a curated record. Gene Ontology annotation, cellular component: plasma membrane. The transcript is spliced from 17 exons. The coding region runs from base 59 to 3490 and encodes 1143 amino acids. Gene Ontology annotation, biological process: monoatomic anion transport; transmembrane transport; bicarbonate transport. Gene Ontology annotation, molecular function: monoatomic anion transmembrane transporter activity; solute:inorganic anion antiporter activity.
GUGCGCGACACAGUCGCGACGGCCACACGGGAGCGCGCGCCGCCACCUACGACACAACAUGAGCAGCGGGAAACGAAAACUCUCGUUCCUGGGCUUCGCCCCGCAGGCGGAGGCGGGCGCGGACGAGCUGAGGCUGGACGAGGAGAUGGAGCGCGUGGUGUGGGGCGAGGGAGGCGCGGGCGGUGCUGCUGCUCCGCUGCCGCCGCACGCGCAGCCACUGCGAGACAGCGCCGCGCCGCCGCCCUACACAGAUGCGGCGCCGGCGUCGACGGGAGAGGACCGUCAUCCGUCAGUAGACGCCGCUGCCGCCCCCCAGGCGGCAGAGGAGAGGCACGUGCAGUUCGGCACACGCGGCGCUGAGCAGGCGGCGGUCGAGGGCGGCGGCGCGGACGCGCUCGACGACGCAGACGCCGAGCGCCGCGACCAGCGACACGCGCGGCACCUACACCCGCACAAGUCGCGCAAGUACUCGCUGCAGGAGCCGACGGCGGCCCCCGCGCCGCCCGCGCCGCCCGCCGACGAGGCGCUAGCCGACGCGGCGCGCGCGCACCGCAGCGAAGACGCCCGCGCACACGCCCGCCACCGCCCGCAACACAGGGGUUCAACGGUGCACGUGGGCCGUAAGGAUGGAGGAGACAAGAUGCAGAACAUCCUCCCUGACUCUACCUACAAGAAGAUGUACGACCACAGCCCCCACUCGGUGUUCGUGCAGCUGGACGAGCUGCUGGCGGGCGCGGACGGCGAGCAGGAGUGGCAGGAGACGGCGCGCUGGAUCAAGUACGAGGAGGACGUGGAGGAGGGCUCGGCGCGCUGGGGCCGGCCGCACGUGGCCUCACUCUCGUUUCACUCGCUGCUGAACCUGCGGCGCUGCCUGGAGACGGGCGUGGUGCUGCUCGACCUCGACGAGAAGGACUUGCCGGGCGUGGCGUACCGCGUGGUCGAGAGCAUGGUGGCCGAGGAGCUAAUCGAGGAGGACGAUAAGCCGGUGGUGAUGCGCUCGCUGCUGCUGCGCCACAAGCACGUGCACGACGACCGCCCCUUCCGCUUCUCCAUUUCGGGCGCCGCGCGCAAGCACUCCUCCUACACCAGCCUCCAGAACCUGUCGGAGGCACGGCGGCGGCGUAGCUCGGCGGCGCUGGUGGCGGCUGGCGAGGCGCGUAAGAAGUCAUCGGGCACCACCCUAGAGCCGCGCGAGGUGCAGCAGCUGAUGGCGGCCGCCGCAGCGCAGGGCUCCUCCGACGAACUACGGCGCCCGCACAACGACUCCAUCAUGAAGCGCAUCCCCGGCGACGCCGAGGCGACCACCGUGCUGGUGGGCGCCGUCGGCUUCCUCGAGCAGCCCACCAUCGCAUUCGUGCGGCUGGCGCACGGCAUCCUCAUGCCGAGCAUCACCGAGGUGCCUGUGCCGGUGCGUUUUAUGUUCGUGCUGCUGGGGCCCGCCGGCGCCGACCUCGAUUACCACGAGGUGGGCCGCUCCAUCUCCACACUCAUGUCCAACCCGGCCUUUCACGAGAUAGCGUACAAGGCGGAGGACCGCCGCGAGCUUCUGUCGGCCAUCAACGAGUUCCUGGACGAUUCCAUCGUGCUGCCUCCGGGUGACUGGGAGCGCCAGGCGCUGCUGCCGUUGGACGAGCUGCGCGCCAAGAGCGAGAUGAUCCGGCGACGCAAGCGCGAUGCGCUGGAGCGGCGGCGCGCGUCCCAGGCGGCGCCGGCCGGCCCGCUGCCCGAUGACAAGCAGGCGCUGCUGGCGGCGGAAGCGGGCGGCCAGCCGCCGCGUGAACCCGACGACCAGCUGGCGCGCACCGGCCGCUUCUUCGGCGGCGUGAUCCGCGACAUGAAGCGGCGCUACCCGCACUACGUGUCGGACUUCCGCGAUGCGCUCAACGGACAGUGCGCCGCCGCCACCAUCUUCAUGUACUUCGCUGCGCUGUCAUCCGCUAUCACGUUCGGCGGGCUGCUCGCCGAGAAGACGCAGGGACAGAUCGGCAUCUCCGAGACGUUGGUGUUCACGUGUGCAGGCGGCGUGGUGUUCGCGCUGGCGUCGGGGCAGCCCAUGAUGAUCACGGGCGCCACGGGCCCGCUGCUGCUGCUCGACCAGUCGCUGUUCGACUUCUGCCGCGCGUACGGCUUCGACUUCCUGGCGGCGCGCAUGUACUCCGGCCUGUGGAUGGUCGCCAUCGCGCUCGCCGUUGCCUCUGUCGAAGGCAGCGCCGCCGUCAAGAAGAUCACCAGAUUCACGGAGGACAUCUUCGCGUUCCUCAUCUCGCUGAUCUUCAUCUCGGAGCCUAUCACGAACCUGAUCGCGGUGUACCGCGCGCACCCGCUGGGCGUGGACUACUGCGCCGACAACGGCACUGCGCCCGCGCCUGUCACGACGCUUGCGCCGGCUUUCAACGGCACCGACGCCGCUAACAACGUCACCGCUUUCGUCAACGCAUCCAUGACUACGGGCGCGGAGAUAUUGCUGCCGCAGCCCAACACGGCGCUGUUCUGCACUAUGCUGACGCUGUCCACCUUCAUCAUUGCCUACUACCUGCGCAUCUUCCGCAACGGGAAAUUCCUCGGCCGCAGCGCGCGGCGCGCACUCGGAGACUUCGGGGUGCCGAUCGCCAUCGUAUUGAUGGUGGGCGUGUCGUGUUUCGUGCCGGUGUGGGCGGAGACGCUGCGCGUGCCGGCCGGGCUCAGCCCCACGGCAGCGCGCGGCUGGUUCGUGCCGCUCGGCGCCGGCGUGGCCACCAUCCCCGCGUGGGCCGCGCUCGCCAUGGUGCUGCCCGCACUCAUGGUCUACAUCAUCGUCUUCAUGGAGACGCACAUCGCUGAGUUGAUCGUGGACAAGCCGGAGCGGCGCCUGCGCAAAGGCAGCGGGUUCCACAUGGACAUCGUGAUCAUGGCGUUAGUGAACGCGAUGUGCGGGCUGUUCGGCGCGCCAUGGCAGUGCGUGGCCACCGUGCGCUCCGUGAGUCACGUGUCCGCGCUUACUGUCAUGUCCACCACGCAUGCGCCCGGAGAGAAGCCCUUCAUCAUAGAGGUGAAAGAGCAGCGGCUGACGGGGCUGGUGGUGGCGGUGCUGGUGGGCGUGUCCGUGCUUGCGGCCGGGUGGCUGCGGCUCGUGCCUAUGGCCGUGCUGUUCGGCGUAUUCCUCUACAUGGGUAUCUCUGCGCUCGGCGGCAUCCAGCUGUGGGAUCGCGUCAUCCUGCUCUUCAAGCCGGUUAAGCACCACCCGCAGGUGCCCUACGUGCGCCGGGUGCCGACGCUGCGCAUGCACCUGUACACGCUGGUGCAGCUGGCGGGGCUGGGCGUGCUGUAUGCGGUCAAGUCGUCGCGCGCGUCGCUGGCGCUACCUUUCUUCCUGGUGCUGAUGGUGCCGCUGCGGCUCUCGCUUGCCUACGUCUUCACGCCGCUGCAGCUGCGCGCGUUGGACGGCGCGCAGAAAGAUAUAGACAAGGAUGACGAACCCGACUUCUACGAGGAGGCGCCGCUGCCCGGUUAGACAGGCGCCUGCUCGACUGGACACGCGGGUGCGCAUUGCUAGCUGAUGGCUGAGCUGCCUCCCUGUGACUCCUAUCUAUCCAGAUAGGAGCAUACAUGUCACCUAAGUACACUAUUAGCACCUACGCACAAUCGUCGUUUUAAGCAAUAACGAUCUCCUCGGGUAAUGGUUUACAGAGCGGUCCACCGCUGUUCAUCUUCACGUGAAUACGCGCAUAUAUAAGUAAUGUACUUACGGUUAAUAUCCAUCUUGUAAAACUGUGUACGCGUCAUUAUAAAUGGCGACAUCCAGCCAGCAGCCGGAGUGUUUGCCGGCCUCUGUCCUGUGCAAUUAGCUAGUGUGUACAUGCCAAAGCUAUGGUGCCAAAGAGCAGUACCCAAAUGAAUACACAACUUAGUAGUUGGUAUAAUUAGUGUUAUUUAUUAAAAUGUAAGUAAAUAAUGAAGUAGGUUGUUACUGUGUGUGCCCAGCGCUGCUAGCGGGUUUAAUUUUAAUACCUACCUACUUACAAACCUUUCGUACUUAGUAAGUAACCUUAGUUGCUUGUUUCCUGCUGUGUAGUUGAUUACAACAUAAUUCAUGAAAU